Messenger RNA from Pipistrellus nathusii (Nathusius's pipistrelle), 327 nucleotides. The record is from the annotation of a GenBank genome assembly. NCBI's taxonomy places the organism in Eukaryota, Metazoa, Chordata, Mammalia, Chiroptera, Vespertilionidae.
AUGCUUCCUUUGCUGCGCUGCGUGCCCCGCGUGCUGGGUUCCGCCGCCGCGGGUCUCCGCGCCGCCGCGCCGUCCGCCCCGCUGCGGCCGCUGCUGCAGUUCGCGCCGCGGCCCUGCAUCCGACCCUUUGGGCUCCUCGGCGUGCGCGCGGGGUCCGAGCGGCGGCCCAGCCUCCUGCAGCCUCGCGGGCCCUGCGGCUGCGGCUGCGGCUGCGGCGGGCUGCACACCGAAGGGGACAAAGCUUUUGUUGAAUUUCUGAGCGAUGAAAUUAAGGAGGAGAAGAAGAUACAGAAGCAUAAGUCCCUUCCUAAGAUGUCUGGAGGUUGA